This is a messenger RNA of Funneliformis mosseae, 152 nucleotides long. NCBI's taxonomy places the organism in Eukaryota, Fungi, Glomeromycota, Glomeromycetes, Glomerales, Glomeraceae. The record is from the annotation of a GenBank genome assembly.
GCUUGGAUUUUAGAUUCGAAUUAAUUGUAUAUCUUGCGUUAUCAUCUUUUCCGAGGUAUUUAUUAUCUUGGACAAAUUUUCUCCCGACCUGCGCAUAUUUAAUUGACCGUUUAACUGCGUACGUUACAGUACAGGAAAAAUAUGCUCUGUAG